CUUCCAAAGAGCGGUGGUUGGCGGACUCCUCAACACGCAGCAUGAUUUGCUCCAAGUUCCUCCUCGCGCUUUGCGCAUCUGUUUUGGUACAUGAAACACCUGCCUCCCCAGAGUGCAAGGCCUUUCCAGGCACUGCAUCAUGGCCCUCAAGCAAUGAUUGGUCUCGCCUGAACAAGGCGGUUGAUGGACGGCUCUUCAAGCCACUUCUUCCUGGCGGCGUCUGUCACCCGGAGCAGCCGAACUACAGUGCAGACCAAUGCCCCAACCUUCUGCCGGCUUGGAGAACCUUUGAGUUUCAUGCUGAAGACCCCAUCUCAAUGAUGUGGGACAACUGGACCAACUAUACCUGUGUUCCUCUUGAUGGAUUUCCUUGCAGCGGAGCAGGCUAUCCGUCUUAUGUUGUCAACGUCACCACGGCGAAGCAUGUCAAGGCUGCCGUCGACUUUGCGCGGAAGAAUCAGGUUCGUCUAGUCGUCAAGAGCAGUGGGCAUGAUUACCUCGGGCGUUCCAUUGCGCCAGGCUCCCUUUCGAUCUGGACUCACCACCUCAACAACAUCCAGUACCACGAGGGUCAGUUUAAGCUUGCUGGAUCAGGAAAGGUCAUACCCGGGGAUGCCAUCACCGCUGCAGCCGGAGCGAAGAUGGUCGAUGUGUAUGCUGUAGCAAGCCAGCACAACCGCGUUGUCGUUGGGGGUGGAGGUAAGACCGUUUCGCAGGGUGGCUUUGUGACGGGCGGCGGCCACUCGAUCUUGGCACCGCACUAUGGUCUCGCGGCAGACAACGUGCUUCAGAUGGAAGUUGUUACCCCAGGCGGUGAUAUUAUCACUGUCAAUGAAGAUCAAAACGCCGACUUGUUCUGGGCCCUGCGAGGUGGAGGAGGUUCGACUUUUGGGGUUCUCACUUCCGUCACAGUCAAAACGCAUCCUGAAAAGAAGCUUACCAUGGUUUUGUUCAUGGCCUUCACGGUCCCAGAAGCCCCCUUUACUCUAGACCUCGCUACUUGGGGCGCUUCUCAGCUCCCUUACCUCUCCGACUCCGGCUUGUCAGGCUACCUCAUGGCAACUGUGAAUUCGACGCCGCCGAUUCCAAUACCCGGUCUUCCGGAGCGAGUCGCCGGUCUGAUGGGCAAGACAAUCAUCUUAGAUACGCAAGAUACGGCUAAGAUCAACGAAAUCUUUCAGCCACUCAACAAAACUAUCCAGGAACGUUGGCCUGGACAGGUCAACUUACUGAUCUUGACUCAACCGUACGACUCAUUUGCGGCCUGGUAUGCCGAGAACUUUGAUGAUGGUCAAGCAGGCGGCUCUGUCUAUCUCAUUUCGCGACUGCUGGUCAAGAAAGCUUUGACCAAUGACCUGGAUGCACUGAAGAGUGCACUGGAGCCCAUUCUCCUCAACGAUGGUUGGUUAGGAACCUACCUGGUUGCUGGAAAGGGUGUCAAUGAAGCCAAGCCCCGGGGCGAAGGAAAUUCUGUUCACCCGGCCUGGCGCAAGGCAUAUAUUCAUGCGCUUACUUGGCAGGGCUGGGGAUACGAACCGUGGGAUCCAGCAGCUGGAGAGAAAGCUAGAGAGAUUCUAGACGCUAGGUUUGAGCCUCUUCGCCAGCUAACGCCCGAUGGAGGAUCGUACAUUAAUGAAGGAUUUCCAUUUGAGAAGAACUGGCAGCAGGCAUUCUGGGGCGCGAACUACCCGCGAUUAUCCAAAAUCAAGCGAAGCAUCGACCCCAAGGAUGUUCUAUGGUGCAAACCUUGUGUGGGUAAUGAAGGCUGGGAGGAAAAGAGUGGCGGUCGCCUUUGCAAGGUUCAGUAGACCAGCAACUUCCUAGAUUGUUGUGAAAUAUUUCCACUUCGUCAUUUACUCACUCAUGUGCACGACUGAGGCAUUCCCAUAAUUCGUCUAUGUGUAUUCUGGAUAGCACGACCGAUUUGUAAAAUUCAAGCGCACUUGACGCGUUUAUACUCGCAAGAAUAACGUCAGCUUUGUACGUAUUUUGGACAGAAACUUCUACAUCGUGAGGAACUUGUUGAGGACAAUCCAUUUUUGCUCAGUCCUUUUGGCAAUUCUUCAAAUUGCAUUUAUCACGUUUGAGAAGGGUAC
This is a messenger RNA of Colletotrichum phormii, 2096 nucleotides long. RefSeq names its product FAD binding domain-containing protein. The record is from RefSeq and is a predicted model, not a curated record. Bases 42 to 1808 code for a protein of 588 amino acids. The transcript is spliced from 5 exons. Lineage: Eukaryota; Fungi; Ascomycota; Sordariomycetes; Glomerellales; Glomerellaceae. Gene Ontology annotation, molecular function: FAD binding; oxidoreductase activity.